Arabidopsis arenosa is the source of this 1364-nucleotide messenger RNA. The record is from the annotation of a GenBank genome assembly. Lineage: Eukaryota; Viridiplantae; Streptophyta; Magnoliopsida; Brassicales; Brassicaceae.
UAGGGUUUAACCCAAUCGUACCCUUUUCGCCACCGCGUUAGCUAAUGUUGACAGCUCUCCGAUCUCGUUGUUCGUCUCGUCUUCUAGAUCAAUCAUGGAAGCUAGGUUUAACAACUCCCAAUCGCAUCUUCGCUUCCUCUCCCUCUUUUUCUUCAACCUCUGAUGUCUCAGAUGUUCUUACACUUCCCGAAGUGGAGAAGAUACUCGCCGACGUUAAAGCUGAUAACGUGACUGUGAUUCCUACACAUAAUCACUGUUUCUGGGCUGAUUUUACGGUCAUCGCCACCGGAAGAUCCGAUUGGCACUUAAGAAACAUCGCUCAAGCAUUAGUCUAUAGGGCCAAGCAAAAGCAGAAAGGAGCUAAACAUGUAAUGCUACCUUCUGUGCAAGGCUACAAUAGCAAGUGGAUUGUCAUUGACUACGGAAAGUUUGUAGUCCAUGCACUUGAUGAGAAAGCCAGGGGUUAUUUCAAUUUGGAAAGCCUUUGGUCUGCUGAAUCAUCUGGUACUGAUACUUCAGAUCAGGAUCUCCAAAACGCUUUUGUAAAGGUCCGACCGAAGAACAAUUCGAAAAGGAAACCGGCUAAAAAGUCUAAAAAAACAAGAAUUUGUCUCGAUUCUUUACCAGAAGAUCUUCUUGUGGAGAUUUCUUCAUGCACCGGAGCUUCUUCCUUGUCAGCGGUUCGUAAUCUCAGAGUAGUUUCAAAAUCGUUUCGACGUAUCUGUGAUGAACGAUACGUUUUCUACCGACUUUCCCUCAAAGAAAUCGAUUAUCCCCCAUGGCAUCAGAACAGUGAAAUAUUCUUCGAGAGAUGUCGCAAGAGUGGAAACCCCGAAGCGUUGUAUCAGAAAGGAUUCAUCAACUACUUUCGAGAUGACCUUAAACACGAAGGACUCGAAUAUUUAGCUGAAGCUGCGGAAAAAGGAAACAGAGAAGCAAAAUAUGUCUACGGGUUGAUUCUAAUCUGUCUUGGCGACAAAACAAAACAAAAGGGUUAUAAGAUCUUGUCUUCUGUUAUAAAACCGUUGAUGUCAACUACAAUGGAGGAGAUGGUGGAACUUCGAUACAAGAUUAAAAAGAUUAGAGACAGCGUUUUGUGGCCUGACAACCCGGUGAUGGAACGACUCAAAACAGUGUACGUUCGAGAGAAGUGCCAGUGCGAUUGUAAAACCAGGAUGUUAUUAGUAAGGAAUCAUGGUUGGUAUCGAUACGGUGAUGACACCGACAUGAAUAUUUCUUCUGCUUGUGAGUUUUGUCUGUUGCAUCACGAAGUUGAACUUUUCUUAAGAUGAUUUAGUGAUCAAUGGAUGUAUUUGUUGAGAUAAGCUUGAAAGAUACUUGAGUAAUAAGUCAUUAAAAUGUUU